AUGGCCACAGUCACUACAAGGUCCACUGCUUCCCAGGUUCUGCUUCAACCCACUGCCCAGCAGUCCCUCACUGUUGUCCGAAAUGUCCUUGGUGCCACGAUCGGCUCCAUCACGUAUCUUCGCAAUGUUUUUCCAGAGCAUAACUUCAAAGACACUCGACUGAAUGGUCUUCAGCUGAAAACACUGGUGCCUAAACAGACUUCCCAGGCAGAUCUGCUUAUUAGCUGGAUCGACCGUGGAUGCUGCGAUGCUUUGAAUAAACAAUAUCUCCGCACCAUGGUUUUUGGUAUCUACGUCAAUGAGUCUUGUCCAGAAGAACUGACAGAAGCAUACACGUUUUCCUUUUCCUACCCUGACAAGGAUCGGUGGUGCAUAUCCGUCUCUAAAGAUGGCAAAGAUCAAUUUCGCUUCAAAACACGUCAAGAUGUGACUCGAGCCACAUGCGAGAUGCUACGCCAUCUUCUGGUACUUACCCAAACUAUGAAUCCAUUGCCAGAGAAUGCCUACCUUACAAUGAAGUUGUACUAUUAUGAUAACAUCACACCACCAGACUAUCAGCCACCUAUGUUUUGUGCCGGAAUAGAUACACCUGUUUGUAUUGCAGGUGAAAAACUACUUCAAGUUAAUCUUGGUCAAGUCUCGUCACCAUAUCACGCGUAA
Molecule: messenger RNA, 660 nt
Organism: Batrachochytrium dendrobatidis JAM81
Lineage: Eukaryota; Fungi; Chytridiomycota; Chytridiomycetes; Rhizophydiales
Exons: 2
Coding region: 1-660 (219 amino acids)
Source: RefSeq, a predicted model, not a curated record